UCUCGGGUCAUCGGGUACGCUACAUUCCGCUGCCAUUGGGGGGGUGGGUUACUGGAAUAGCUGUUUCCUAGCAGUCGAGUACAACAACGACCGAAAAGAAAAUACCAUAAUUAAUUCAUUUCAGAGGGACCGUGUUUGACAGCAGACAGGAUCUGUGCCAGUAACACCGAACUCCAGUCGGUCUCUGCUUCCCUUCUAAGCCAGAGAUGGCAGCCGAGAAGAACGAAUACACCCUUGUGACAGGGGAAUCCUCUCCACCCUUUCUCCCUGGGCAAGCAGCGUUUCCUGUCGCAUUUGAUGGGAACAAGCCCGACACACACAUGAUGGGGUCUCUCCAUUUUCCUCCACCGACUGCGUUUGGACCGGCUGGGGGUUUUGGAAUGGGCAUGAACCCUGUCGCAUUUGAUGGGAACAAGCCCGACACACACAUGAUGGGGUCUCUCCCUUUUCCUCCACCGACUGCGUUUGGACCGGCUGGGGGUUUUGGAAUGGGCAUGAACCCUCAGGGCGGCCCUGGAUACUUUUCCAACCCCCACACCCCUUCGCCUUAUUCUCCACCUGGCCCCGACUUUAAUGUCAACAUCAAUGAUGAUGGUUAUCACCACAGCCAGGAGGAUCCGCCACCCUUUGAUGACAAUGAAGAUUUUAUGGUUGGAUUGGAUAACAAAAGCAUAAGAAGAGCCUUCAUUCGAAAGGUAUUCUUGGUGUUGACUGCUCAGCUGAUGGUGACCUUCGCUUUUGUGGCUGUUUUCACCUUUGUGGAAGAAAUCAAGGCAUUUGUCAUGGUGAACAUCUGGACUUACUAUGUGUCCUACGGUGUCUUCCUUGUGUCUGUCUGUGUGAUCAGCUGCUGUGGAAACGUACGCCGAAAACAUCCGUGGAACCUAGUUGCACUAUCCAUCCUGACUCUCAGCAUGUCCUACAUGGUGGGGAUGAUCGCCAGCUUCCAUGACACUGACACAGUAGUCAUGGCAGUGGGCAUCACAGCAGUUGUGUGUUUCACAGUGGUCAUCUUCUCCCUCCAGACCAAGUAUGACUUCACUUCCUGCCACGGUGUGCUUUUCGUCUGUUUGAUUGUCCUGAUCCUCUUCGGAAUCCUCUGCAUCUUCAUCCGUGACAGGAUUCUGCACAUUGUGUAUGCUGGACUGGGAGCGUUGCUCUUCACCUGUUUCUUGGCGGUGGACACACAGCUGCUGCUUGGCAACAAGGAACUGUCCCUGAGUCCAGAAGAAUACGUCUUUGCUGCUCUUAACCUGUACACAGAUAUCAUUAACAUCUUUCUUUACAUUCUCGCUAUUCUUGGCAAAGCAAGGGGGAACUGAGCAGGUAGAGCUACUAGCUACUGAUUAAACAAUACUGAACGAAAUUUGCUUUCAAGUUCAUAUAUGAAGUUUUGUUUUUUUAAAGUUUCGAGUCUUGUAGUUGCAGUGAUCACAUAAUGGUUUCCUUUUUUUCCUCACCCUGUGUAUAUGUUCUUUUUUAUGAUGUUUUUUAUGAUGAUAUUAAUAGAGUGUCUAUGUGGUAACCUUUUGGGUUUAUUAUUAAACUUGUAUAGUACACAGUAUGACCCACAGUUUAAAUCUUUAUUUAUUUUACUUCACUUUAUAUUAUACUUAAUGUCACAGAAACAGACAGAAACCGAAUGAACAUUUGACAACA
Messenger RNA from Scomber japonicus (chub mackerel), 1659 nucleotides. It is a transcript of the gene grinab, whose product is annotated as glutamate receptor, ionotropic, N-methyl D-aspartate-associated protein 1b (glutamate binding). The record is from RefSeq and is a predicted model, not a curated record. Bases 207 to 1322 code for a protein of 371 amino acids. NCBI's taxonomy places the organism in Eukaryota, Metazoa, Chordata, Actinopteri, Scombriformes, Scombridae. Gene Ontology annotation, cellular component: endoplasmic reticulum; membrane; Golgi apparatus. The transcript has 7 exons. Gene Ontology annotation, biological process: negative regulation of apoptotic signaling pathway.